UCAGUGUGAGGAAGAGCACACUGGGAUUAUCAGCAUCAGCAUCAGGAUUAGGAUUGGGAUUAGACUUUUGGAUCAGGAUGCUCCGCUUUCCGUCGCUGCUUCUCCUCUGGCUCACGCACUUCAUUGACGAGCAUCAAGUUGACGCUGGGAACUGCUGGUAUGAGCAGGGGAAGAAUGGCCGCUGUCAGAUGCUCUACAUUUCUGAAAUGAGCCGGGAGGACUGCUGCAGGAGCGAGAGGCUCGGCAUGGCAUGGACCGAGGAGGACGUUCCCACCAACACGCUGUUCCGGUGGCUGCUCAUGCACGGCGGUGCUCCAAACUGCAUACCUUGUAAAGGUACACCUGUCACAGAGACGUGUGAUAACGUGGACUGUGGUCCUGGAAAGAAAUGCAAGCUGAACCGGAGAAACAAGCCGCGUUGCGUGUGCGCUCCGGACUGCUCCAAUAACACCUUCAAGGGCCCCGUGUGCGGCUCGGAUGGAACCACGUACCGCAACGAGUGCGCUCUCAGAAGAGCCAAGUGCAGGAGAUACCCCAACCUGGUGGCCCAGUACCAGGGGAAGUGCAAAAAGACGUGUAACGACGUGCACUGCCCAGGAAGCUCUUCUUGCGUGGUGGACCAGAACAACAACGCCUACUGUGUGACCUGUGAGCGAGUGUGUCCCGAAGUAACCUCACCCGAGCAGUACCUGUGUGGAAAUGACGGCAUCAAUUACGCCAGCGCCUGCCAUCUCCGACGAGCCACGUGCAUCCUGGGAAGGUCCAUCGGGGUCGCCUACGAGGGCAAGUGCAUAGAUGCCCAAUCGUGCAACGACAUCCGCUGUCCAGACGGAAAGAAAUGUCUGUGGGACAUGAGGACGAGCCGAGGACGGUGUUCCGUGUGCGAGAACGAGUGUCCCGAGAGUCAACCCGGAGACGGCGUGUGCGCCAGUGACAACGCCACCUACCGCAGCGAGUGUGAAAUGCAUCGGGCCGCCUGCUCGCGAGGACUCGUCCUCGAGGUCAAACAUUCCGGGUCCUGCAACUGCGUCGACCACUGAGUCGUCCGUCCCGUCUUACACGGAUCCCCACCUGCUCCGUCACACGAACCCUGAAAAAGCAUCAACGUUUCAGAUGCGUUAUCACGGGGAGGGAACCAAAUUACUCAUUAAAAAAGAAACUUGUUUUCAGACUUUCCUUCUAAAGCCAUGAGCUCCUGCACUGCUGCGUUCCUCAACAAGCAGAGAGAUGAUGAGGAUGAGGAGAAGAAGGAGGACGAUGAGGAUGAAGGUCUGGACAAGACAGAUUACGAAGACUGUAACGUGUCAAGCGGCGCGACUUGGCUUCGGCGCAGAGUCAGUAUUCAGACUGUACAUAGACAUACGUGCUAAUUUAUUUUCCAGAUGUUCAAAAAAAAAAAGAAAAAGAAAAAAAGAAAAGAAAAAAGAAGAGGAAGAUUCCGUAUAGCCGUCUUCUGGAUGUUUAUUUAUACCGUACUUUUUAUUUAUACACUUAUUAAAAGUCCUGAAUUUUAUCUUUUAUCUCGUGUAUAAAAUAUCCACAGAAUAAAAAGUAGCAUUAUUUAUUUAUAAGGUGCAAUGUGAGAUGUACAGAGACUGGUGUGCCUGUGUGUGUGUGUGUGUGUGUGUGUGUGUGUGUGUGUGUGUGUGUGUGUGUGUGUGUUUAUUUCCUUUCUUCGUUUAUUUUCUCUUCAUUUCUUUUCUUCCCUUCCAUCUUUUGUCCUCAGUUUCUAAUUUGUUCAUUUUCUUCCAUUUUCAAAUUCCAUUUUCUUAUAUUUCUUUUGUCAUCCUUCACUUUUCUUCUUUCAUUCCUCCCUUGUUCCUCUCUCUUGCUUCACUUUUCUUUCCAUCUUUUUCUUCUUUCAUUCAGGUUUUUAAAACUUUCCCUAAUUCAUUCUUUAUCCUUUAGUUUUUUGUUUUUUCCUUUUCUCAUUCCUUAUUUCUUUCGUUUAUUCUUUCCCUUUGUUCUUUUCUUCACUUCUUUUCUUGCUUUCUAUCAUUAUCUCUUACUUUGUUUCAUUUCAUUGCCACCCAUUCCCUUCAUUCUGUCAUUUCCUUCCUUUUAAAAUAAUCUCCAAAUUUCUUUCAUCCUGUCUUCUUUCAUUCCUCCUAUUAUUUCUUUCUAUAUUUUUGGUUUAUUCUUUUCUCUUCGCUUUUUUCUUUCUCAUCCCAUUCUUUCUUUUUAACUCUUUCAAUUUUUGCUGCUCAUUCGGUAAUUUGUUCAUUCAUUCUUCCUUCCCUCCUUUCUUCCUUAUCAAUUAUAAAAAAAUUUCUUUCCUUUCAUUCUGUUCAUUAUUCCUCCUUUAUCUCCCCUUUUCUCCAUUUGCUUAGUUUCCUCCUCAUUUCAUAUAUCUACAGUUUUCUUUUUUAUCUCAGAUGUCUUCUUUCUCUCUCUCUCUCUCUCUCUCUCAUCCUCUUCCUAUAGUGCCGUUUUGUUUUGUCUAUA
Molecule: messenger RNA, 2445 nt
Organism: Silurus meridionalis
Lineage: Eukaryota; Metazoa; Chordata; Actinopteri; Siluriformes; Siluridae
Gene: fstb
Product: follistatin b
Exons: 6
Coding region: 78-1040 (320 amino acids)
Biological process (GO): cell differentiation; negative regulation of activin receptor signaling pathway; regulation of BMP signaling pathway
Molecular function (GO): protein binding; activin binding
Source: RefSeq, a predicted model, not a curated record